Daphnia carinata is the source of this 2778-nucleotide messenger RNA. RefSeq names its product nonsense-mediated mRNA decay factor SMG5-like (gene Smg5). The record is from RefSeq and is a predicted model, not a curated record. The transcript has 10 exons. Gene Ontology annotation, cellular component: telomerase holoenzyme complex. Gene Ontology annotation, biological process: nuclear-transcribed mRNA catabolic process, nonsense-mediated decay. Bases 228 to 2651 code for a protein of 807 amino acids. NCBI's taxonomy places the organism in Eukaryota, Metazoa, Arthropoda, Branchiopoda, Diplostraca, Daphniidae. Gene Ontology annotation, molecular function: telomerase RNA binding; telomeric repeat DNA binding; protein binding.
AAGUUGGACUUAAUGGAGGGUUUCUAGGGUGAUUUCUUCGUUGAAUUUAGACAACAUAUAGGCCUACUAGCACUUUAAUUUUAAUUACUUCGAAGGCGGUCCGGGACCAGUCCAGGACGUCAUGGAAAUCAUCGAAUUUCAUUACACAUUUAGUCGUUCUUUCUUAUUUGGUUGUAACAUUUUUCGAGCUGGGGCUGGCGCCAUCAGAAACAAAACUUGACCAAACCAUGGCAGACAAUAACCUUACUUUAAAGGCGAGAAUGCCGUCGUCUACCAGUAACGAUACCAUUAAAAAACUCAUUUAUUCAGCUUCAAUAUUGGUUAAACAGUUAGAUUCAGCUGUUGUUAAAGCAAAAGCAUGCAGAGAUUUAUUCAUUCCCGAAGUUAUUGAGCUUCGGAGCCAACUUUCUUAUCUCUGUGUUAAAUCAAUGGGAGCUGAUCCUCUACAAUGCAGACGUCGUGCUGAAGAACUUCUUUGGAAGAAGUGUUACUAUGAUGUGAUAACGUUUGCCAAAAUCAGUGGGAAGAAAUCCCCUAUUUCUUCAAUGGAAAAACUUUUCGUUGGAAAUCAUAUUGAGGCUGGGAUUGUAAAGUUUACUGAACUUUUGCAAGAUGUGUGGAGAAGGCUUGAACAUAUGGAUCCUUCUUUGAAACUUGAACUCAAUGUGUUACCACUUCUUGAGAUAAAGUACCAAAACUAUGAAUUAUCAAAAGAGACUAAGGAAGACCUAAUGGAAUCUGCUCAAAAGAUUUUGGUUUGGCUGGGAGAUUUGUCACGUUAUAGAAAUGAUCUGGAGAUUUCCAACAGUGUUAUUACGUCGGAACGCUUUUAUCGCCAGGCAAUACUUUUCAAUUCCAAUACUGGUCUCCCAUACAACCAACUUGGGACUUUGACAAGUCAUGAUCCUUCAAGGGGAUUUGAAUCCAUAUUUUACUAUACAAGAAGCAUGAAAGCUUCAAAAAAUUUUCCCGGAGCCGAACCUAACUUAAAAGCUUUAUUAGGUCGGCUUGUUGCGAACGAAGACAAAUUGAUUUCCGCAUUUUCUCAGCUAUUUCCGAAAUUAGUCUUUGUUUUCAAAGAAGAAACAACAUUUGAAGUGAGCCAACUUUGUCAAGUUACAUUAAGCGAAAUCCAAAAGAAACUUGAAACUAUCGAAAGUAGCAGCUGUAACCAACUCAUGAAUUUAGCUUCUUCCGUGAUGAUGUGUACGUUAACGCCUACAUUCGCCACGAAUAACAAUCAAACAGCGGCAAUUGCCUUUUGUUGCUCUUUGUUUGCUCAUGUGCUAAACAGGUUUCAAGAGAUUUUCCAUAUGACAUCCAGAGAUGUUUCCGAUGCAAGUGGAAACCAAGCUCAUGAACUAAAGUACUUGGAUGCUAAUGCCAAAGAAGAGAUGAUUGAUGAAUUGAGUGACGAAGAGGAAGAAGAAAGUAAGCGAGCGAAAUUAAGAAGGCGGAAAGUUGCAUCUGGAUCUUCCGAUCAAGAAUUCUCAGAGGAAGAAUUAUUUUUGGAUAGUAAUUCAGAACAGGAAUCUGACGAUGACGAAGUCCUUUCUGAUUCGGGAUUUCAUUCUGCAGAAGCCAAAGUUGAACCUCUUCUGGAAAUCCCACACGAAGCUACACAUAUUUUACCUAUUUUUAAACUCUUGACUGAUUGGUUCCGAGUCAAUGUUGAAAUUGUUCAAGCAUCAAACCAAACGAUUAGAAAAAUUUGGUCAACACUGGCCGACAUACUCAACGUGUUCAAGCGAUGUCAACGAGAAAAUGUUACUGUUUACGGUACAGUUCCUUUAGAAGAGGAUUGGAAGUUCUAUGGAGUGAACUCCAUGAGCUCAGUGCAUGCUCAGAUCGACUUUGAAUCUGCUCCUGCACCAUGUGCAGUUUUAAUUUUGAAUUCUAUUCGAAUUGAAAGAAUCCUUCAGUUUGGUAACUGGUUAGCAAGUAAAAACAAUGAAAAAGGAUUCCAACUGGUUAACGGGAUUUACACAUGUCCAGCUGACGCAAUGAGUGAUAAAUCAGAAAGUUUGGGAGCUAAAGCGGAUCUUGUCAUGAGAAAUAUGGCCCACUUAUGGUUGAAAUCGGAAGUCCAAGAGCUUGAACGAAGGCUCUCCCCUCAACAGAAACGCAAAAAGAAGACAAGCUUUGAUUUUUCCGGUUUAUCUUAUGUCUAUCUAGUACCGGACGUCUCAGCUCUCUCAAAUUUCACCCACCUUAUAAAACAAGUGGUCAAAAGCCAAAAACUGAUAAUAGUGGUGCCGGACAUUGUCAUUUCAGAAAUUGAUCAACUUAAACGAGAAAGUGCACCUGUACGGGAAUGCAUCCGCUGGUUGGAAUCCUGCUUUCGCACCGGUAAUCGCUUUAUCAGAGCACAACGUCAGAACGAGCAUCAAGUUAUCCCGCUGUUGACUUACCCCAAACGUAAAGACAAGGCGCAUUGGACACUUUUCCAGAUAUUGGAAUGUUGCUAUUACCUGGACACAAACCAACGAAAUGUCUACAAAACUAGCCAAAAUUCUCCUAUUGUCCUGUUCUUGACUGGCGAUCCGGUCGAAGCAACAGAACAACAGACAAUGGCAAUUUGUAACUCGAUUGGCGUGGAAUAUAAAUCUGCUGAUUCGUUAAUGAAAAAGAGCAAAACCAAAAAACGCUGAUGCUGUCAUGGGUAACACUAAAACUUACGUAACAUGUUUUUUUUUUUUUUUAGAAUUUGCUUCUGUGUAAGAUUUUUUUUUUUUUUGCCGCAAUAUUUUAUGCUCCAGACAACACCGAAACGUGAAA